CCCUGCGAGCGGUGCGUUCGUCGUAGCCUUGAGUGUACCUUCGACCGGGAGAGGCCACGGAAGAAGCAGCGGACCAGUGAGGCAUCAAGCAACGUACAGGCCCUAUUCCAACGCAUCAAGCAGCUUGAAAGUGCCCUGGUCCAAGCCAAUCCGAGGCAGGAGUCGACGUGUCGGGAUUUGGCCAAUCCCGAAGAUCCAAAGAUACCUGCUUCUUCAAAAGUUAACCCCUCCAACAUUUCAACCGUAUCGAGUGGUAGGGAGCGAAGUGUUCUUUCCGAAAGCUCCCCAUCGUCCUCCUUGGUCUUCGCACAAGCAGCUACCAACACUUGUAACUCUGCCACCGCAGACUAUCACACUGCGGCCGAUGUGUCCGCAAGCCAAUUGGGACCUAACUGGUUUUUUAAUGGUAUACCCAUUUUCUCCGAAGCAGGCUGCCGGUGGGUUUCAACAAGAACUGAUCAGGAUGUCACAUGGACCGACAUUUGUAUCCCGAUAAUGGACUUCUCUCCCCUUUCGGCCCUUCCGCCAUCCUUCUCUCAAGAGAUAUGCGAUUUGCCUGACCAGGAUGCAACGCGAGAAAUACUGAGUGACUUCUUUCGGUCCUCGUUUAGACUUACCUUCCCAGUUCUGAACCGAGUUCUAUUUGAGACAACUAUGGAAACCGCGUACAAGCCGGCGGAUAGAAAUAUGUUUUCGUCCACACAAACUGCGGCCAGGGCGUGUGUUUUUGGCACUCUUUCUAUCGCGACUCGUUUAAAAAGGCCUCAUCAGAGCGCCCGCCCUAUAGAUGCGGACUUGUGUGCGGCCAAGGCGAAUUUCCUUCUAAUGUACCUUAUUGGGGAUAUCAGCUUGGAGACUCUUCAGACAAUACUCUUAUUGCAACUACAACGCAUGUUCUGUGGCCACUGGCAAGGUGCUGCCUUCUUUCAUUCGAUUGCGUGUCGCAUAGUCUGCUCCUUGAGGGGGCACAUCUACAAGCCGUCAAACGUCCUUGGGCGUGAAAUGUCUCGCUUAGAACGCGAGAAACACCAAACUCGAACGCUGUUCUGGCUGUGCUACAUGCUCGACAAAGACAUUUCGUUUCGCACUGGAAAUCCCCCCUUCUCACUGAGGGUUAUUGUGACCUCACCGCAUCUGAUGACUUCUUGCACUAUUAUACCUACUUGCCAGCGCUGGAUGAAUCCUUUGAACCUCCUGAAGGAGAAAGUCUGUCGGCAACUUUUCUCUGCCCAAGCCUUGAAAUAUAACGAUAACCAACUCCUCCUCCAUAUCAGAAAGCUAGACGAUGAGAUCGAAUGCUGGCGAUUGUCCAUCCCUAACAGUUUCCGCCCAGCACUUUUUGUCUCUGAAAACACUUCACCAAAUUCACCCGAAGAGGGCAUCCCGCAUAUCAUUCGACGCAUGUCUCUACAACUGGAGUAUCACCACCUCGUGACUGUCAUCCACACGACAGUAAGAAAAUGCACCCCUGAAGCUGCUGAUGGGAUCGAGGAUCUUCAUGCAGUAGUUCAUUCGAGCUUCGAUCUAUCUCUGGUGGCGAGCAGGUCAACGCUCUCGUGUCUGAGAGUUCUCGUCAGAACAAUUGCAGAACAAGCGUUUCGAUUCUUCACAUCCUACUUUGCUACCGCCGCCAUGUCACUCUUCCUAAACAUAGUCAUUCAUCCCCUCGAUCCACAAGCACAGCUUGAUUUGGAGCUUCUUAUGUCGGCUGCUAACACAGUGCGGUCCAUACCUGCUCGCAAUUUGACGCAAGCUGAGAUAACCCGUAUACACGAAGAAAGCAAGUUUGUGAUGAGACUAGUGUGGCUUGGAACUUGUGCAAUGACCAAGGCAGACAGAGCGAAGAAAGCUGAGCUUUCAUAGUUGGCUCGAGGUCGUAACCUUCCAUAAGCAGAAAUAUUGUUAACAAUACACAUGAGUGGAUUUGAACUAUCUCAUGAGUCUUAAC
Messenger RNA from Penicillium canescens, 1948 nucleotides. Its product is annotated as fungal specific transcription factor domain-containing protein. Lineage: Eukaryota; Fungi; Ascomycota; Eurotiomycetes; Eurotiales; Aspergillaceae. Gene Ontology annotation, molecular function: DNA binding; zinc ion binding; DNA-binding transcription factor activity, RNA polymerase II-specific. The transcript is spliced from 5 exons. Gene Ontology annotation, biological process: regulation of DNA-templated transcription; DNA-templated transcription. The record is from RefSeq and is a predicted model, not a curated record. The annotation marks the transcript as partial.